Podarcis raffonei (Aeolian wall lizard) is the source of this 5382-nucleotide messenger RNA. It is a transcript of the gene FRMD3, whose product is annotated as FERM domain containing 3. Gene Ontology annotation, molecular function: cytoskeletal protein binding. NCBI's taxonomy places the organism in Eukaryota, Metazoa, Chordata, Lepidosauria, Squamata, Lacertidae. The coding region runs from base 443 to 2380 and encodes 645 amino acids. The transcript has 15 exons. Gene Ontology annotation, cellular component: cytoskeleton. The record is from RefSeq and is a predicted model, not a curated record.
GGCAGCGCAGUGAGCCGAGCCGUCCCCACCGCAGCCGGCCGCUGUGAGCGCGCGACGGGCGCUCUUCCUUCGCCUCCGGCGCCAGCGCUGCGAGAGGCGCCCUUUAGGCCGGGACAGGAGCUGCCUUGGGCAAGGCGGGGGGCAAAGGGAGGACAGCAGCCUUCUCCUCCUCCGCCGCCUCCCCUUCGUCUCCGCUCCUCCCGCCCCGCUUCUUCCUCAGCAUGAUGUUCACCCAGCAACAGCAGCGGGAACCGCCGCCGCCGCCUCCUCGGGCUUGAGGCGCCUGGCGAGGGAGGCAGGGAGGGAGGCGCUGGGUCCCUCCUUCCUUGGCUCCCGGGGUCUCCUCCUCCUCCUCCUCCUCUCCGUCCAUCUCCCCUCCCGGCCAGGAGGGGCCGAGGCAGCAGGGCUGGUCGCCGGGCCCCCCCGCUCCGGACUGCGGUGCAUGUUCGCGCCCUGCGAGUGCGUGAGGCGAGGCGGCAGGAGGACCAUGAAAAUGAUCCGGUUCCGGAGCUCGAGCAUCAGGUCUUUGAGCCAGGAGAUGAAGUGCACCAUCCGGCUGCUGGACGACUCCGAGAUCUCCUGCCACAUCCAGAGAGACACCAAAGGCCAGUUUCUCAUAGAUCAUGUUUGCAAUCAUUACAGUUUGCUGGAGAAAGACUACUUUGGCAUUCGCUAUGUGGAUCCUGAAAAACAGCGGCACUGGCUAGAGCCCAACAAGGCUAUCUCCAAGCAAAUGAAAUCUCAUCCACCAUAUACCAUGUGCUUUAGAGUGAAAUUCUACCCACAUGAACCACUGAAGAUUAAAGAAGAGCUCACCAGGUACCUUUUAUACCUACAAAUCAAAAGAGACAUUUUCCAUGGCCGCUUGCUGUGUUCAUUUUCUGACGCUGCCUUCCUGGGCGCAUGCAUUGUCCAAGCUGAGUUUGGUGACUAUGAUCCUGAUGAACACUUGGACAAUUAUGUCAGUGAGUUCAAGAUUUUCCCCAAACAAUCCCAAAAGCUGGAGAGAAAAAUACUUGAUAUACAUAAAAACGAAUUCAGGGGUCAGAGUCCAGCUGUUGCUGAGUUUAAUUUAUUAUUGAAAGCACAUUCUUUAGAAACCUAUGGUGUUGAUCCCCACCCUUGCAAGGAUUCAACAGGGACCACAACAUUUUUAGGAUUCACAGCCACAGGUUUUGUUGUUUUCCAGGGAAAUAAAAGGAUACAUUUGCUAAAAUGGUGUGAUGUCUGCAAAUUAAAGUUUGAAGGAAAGACCUUCUAUGUGAUUGGAAUUCAGAAAGAGAAAAAGGCUAUGUUGUCAUUCCAUACCUCUACACCAGCAGCCUGCAAACAUCUCUGGAAGUGUGGAGUGGAGAACCAGGCUUUUUACAAGUAUGCAAAAUCAAGCCAAAUCAAGACAGUGUCAAGCAGCAAAAUAUUUUUUAAAGGCAGCAGAUUUCGAUACAAUGGGAAAGUUGCAAAAGAGGUUGUUGAAGCAAGUUCUAAAAUUCGGAGGGAGCCACCGGAAGUGAACAGAACCAACAUUACUCAGAGUCGCAGCUCUCACUCUUUGAACAAACAGCUCAUAAUUAACAUGGAGCCUUUGCAACCUCUCCUUCCAGCCUCAAAUGAUCAGGAAGAUGUCCUCUCUGAUGAAGGGGAAGACCCUGCCAUCAGUCCUCACCUGGUCCAGCAUGACCCCAUCCCUGUGUUCCUCCCUGGAAGCCUGGCAGCUUGGGAAUCUGGCUCCUUCUCCGUACCGCAUGAUUCUCCCUCCUGUGUUCGUGCCCCCAGAUGUCUCGGUAUCCAGCUGCCCAAAGAAGAUGAUGUGUCAAUACCUAUGAUAACUAACUCUCCUGCUAAGGAGGCAGAUGAUAGUUCAGAUCUCUCUAUCGAGGAGGAUGAGAAAAUCAAGGAAGAGCCUUUAACAAUAUCAGAAUUGAUGUACAAUCCAAGCAGCAGCUUGCUUCCCACUCCUGUUAAUGAUGAAGAGAUUGAUCUGCUUUUUCAAACCUCCCCAAGGGCAGAUCAUGAAAAAGAAGAUACAGAUUCAUUUGAGGAACUGGAGGCAGAUGAAAAUGCCUUUUUGGUUGCAGAAGAGGAGGAGCUGAAAGAAGCCCGGAAAGCACUUAGGUGGAGCUAUAACUUUUUGAUGGGCAACAUGAAGAUAAAUGCUGUCCUGAAGAGUUUUUCCAGACUUCUUCUUGUUGGGCUUGGAAUAAUGCUGGUUGUUUUCCCUCUUCUACUUGUGCUCUUGGAAUCAGAUCUUGAUAUCUCCUUCCUCCAUGAAAUCCGCCAGACUCCAGAGUUUCGGCAGUUUCACAUUGAAUAUUACUGUCCUCUUAGGCAGUGGUUGGCCUGCAAAGUAGACUUUGUUAGCCAUUUGCUUGGCAGCUCCUAAACAUUAAGAAUAUGUGACAUGACUAAGGGCUAUAUUCAAAACUAGUGAAUUUCAGUCAGUGCUAGGUGCUCAUAAACAUAUUUAAGGCAAUCAGCAAGUAGUUCUUCAUUUUUAAUCCAUAAUGGACCUAUGAAGUUCUUAAGUUUCCUUUUCAUAAUUGAAUUAUUGAUUUAGCUACAUGGUGGCCUUUCAGUAACCAAAAAGCAGUUAUUUUUUUCUUGCUUGCUUGUUUUUAUCAAUGACUGAAUAGAACAGAAAUUUAUCAUCUCUACCAUUACAAGCCAUGAUGUACUAAAUUUAAUUAGCGACAAAAAGAGGGUGAUGCGUUUGAAUAUACUCCUUAGUGAAACAAUCUCCACUAACCAAUGCCUAUACAAGCAAUGUUGAUUGCUGAGGUUUUCUUUCUUGGUUUGAAUUUUCAUUAAAAAAAAAUAAUAUUUUUAUGUGUUUACAAAAUUUUGGUAAAUUUUUAGCAAAGUCAACUUCUGAAGAUAUUUAAGUGUACAGAUUACUAAAACAAAUGCACAAAGGCAUGUCUUGGUUUUUUAAAAUGUUUUAGCAAAGUUUUUUUUAAAGAUUGGAGAAUGGGGUUCUCAGACAUCUGCACAAGAUGGUGAGUAGAUGAGGCGGAAAGUAGGCAGGGUCUGCUAGAUAGAGUUGAAAUGACAACACCAUGUUUCUAAGGUCCAAACUACACAUUGCAAAGCAAACAUGGAAUUCCCUUAUCAAUGGUGAUGUAGGGGUUUCUUGCAGGGUUGAAUUAACUGGCAGAAAGACGUGCUUAAGCCUUCUUGUGCCCAACUGUUCUCUCUUUUACCAUGGUCAUUUUCCUAUGCUCUCCCACCUUGGUAGGCUCCAGGACUUGGAGAUGCCCAGCUGUAUGGGGAAACAGCCUAGAGGGGAAAUAUCCAGGAGAGAAUCUUUAAUUAAGCUCUUCUUUCUGUUCUUUGAUCCUGCCCAGCAAAUCUCUAUGGCCUCUGCAAUCACAUCAGCUGCCAGAUAUAUUGGCUUUCCAAAUGCAUGGUGUAUAAUGUGUAGUUCUGUCCUGGCAGUUCUAAAGCUGAAGAGAGGUGAGUACUUUUCAUAAGAUGACAGUUCAGCUACUCCUGUGAUUCACCACUUGACUCAAUGGUAAUGAAAGGUCUUUGCAGGGCAGUGGAAGUACAGUUCUGUAAGAGGUUUUGGGAUUAACUGUAGAUUGUUGUACAUAACAUAGAAACAUGCAGAUAUAAAAAACUAAAAGUCUAGGUAGGCCUACUUAAAUAUAUAAAACUUAAAAAUACACUGGUCUCUGAAAACAGAGACAGACUUUAUGAAAUGCAUCCUACCCCCUGAAUCCCAAGCAUCUAAAGAUGAUUUUCUUAGUUCUUGAUUCCUUUUAUUACUAUUUCAUCAUGAUGUAUCCCAGAGUUUCUUAGUUCUUGAUUCCACUCAUUACUGUUCCAUCAUGAUAAAUCCUGAGUCACCGUUUUAUGUUAUUAUUUCUUGUGCAUGCUAACUCUCUUACCUAAUAUAAGUGACAAUGGAUGCACAUAGUUCGCUCAUAAAUGUGUCCCUAUGACAGUAGUGUGUGGUUAUCUUUGUUGUCUUGAUGUGCUGGAGGUUUUGUGCCUGUGUAGCUCCAAGUACUUCUAAGAGGCUAUAAAUGCAUAAAACCUCACGUGUGUAGAAAAGAUCAGUAAGUCCCGGUGCCCAACUUUGGAAAAAAACAAAACAAAAAUAUUUUGUAUUCUCCAGUUUGGAUUUCCUGACACAGGAUUAUUCUCCCCCUGUAUCUAACUGUAUCAACCACAGGACUCUUAAAGCCAAUAGACUGAUUUUCUGCCAGUAUGAAAAACACAACAUUAGUUCCAUUAUUGCUGUAAGAAUUGCUGCUAUUUAUGAUUUAUAUGGAAUUUAUCAGUGUAUAAACUACUCAGUUUUUAAAAAACAAUUUCCCUUCACAGCAACCUAUUGUGGUAAGGUUAUAAUGUUGUUGUGUAUCAUUUAACCAGUUGGGCCUUCAUAGUGUUUUAUCCAUGAGGAGUGUGAAUCAUGUUUAACAUGUGAAAGCAGCACAAUCCUAAGUCACAACUGAACGUGAUUAAGCCCUUCUUAUUCAUCUGCAACCCAUAGGUGCUCAACUGCACAUCAGAUUGUGUCUGUAAUUUGCCCAAUGAAGGCUUAACAAUUCUUUCCUGAGGAAACAUCAGGCAUUCUGGUGAAGCUUCAAGUAUAUUCUCUAGCUCUAGAGAAUGUAAGUAGCUGUUGGAUCAGGAGGUAAAACUGCUAUUUGUUUCCUCUUUUUGUGCAGUCGGCUACUUUAGAAUUGGGGGGGGGAUUUACAUUUGCUUGCCCCCUAUCCCUUUAAAAGGUACCAGAUAUCUUUUUAAAAUAAGCUUUUCUCAACAGUAACUAUCUGCUGUUCUCUGCCUCUCUUAAACCUUGCAAACAGUUGCUGAUCAAUAGUUUUUAUUGCAUAUUUAAUUCUUUAACAAUUCCUGAAUCCUUUCUAUUGAAACAUAAAUCCACUUAGGACACAUCUGCCUUUGGUUCCCAAAACAAAGAUAACAGACACCUGCAUUUUAGGCACUGUGAUGAUAGAAUUAGGCAGUACAGACUUUGCAUAUAGUGUACUAAAAUAAAACCAAGUUCUAUUCUGAGUCCUACAGAUAUAUAAAUUUACUGAGCCCCUUAAUUAUAAUCACUUAGGUUCCUGGCUUCUAAAAUGUAGUCUUGUUGAUGUCAUAGAGCGCCAGGAACAUUAGAAACAUUUGUUUGUAUGAUUUGAUUAGGGAAGGGUUGGGUUGCAUGAGGAACAGAUUACCUCAGAGAAUGGACUGUGCAAUAAGGGUACAUGUAGGGUUAGAUGCAAGUGCAUGUACAUGAAUGCCUAGAUGUAUAUACACAUCCUUGAUCCUGUAGAGCUUUCCCAAGGUGAAUUCUACGGAAUUAUGGACACACCUUUUCUACAUAACAGAGAGAACUGAGAAGCUGGGAGAGUGUGUGUAUAUAAUCAACAG